This is a messenger RNA of Neoarius graeffei (lesser salmon catfish), 6742 nucleotides long. It is a transcript of the gene olfml1, whose product is annotated as olfactomedin-like 1. NCBI's taxonomy places the organism in Eukaryota, Metazoa, Chordata, Actinopteri, Siluriformes, Ariidae. The coding region runs from base 184 to 1368 and encodes 394 amino acids. Gene Ontology annotation, biological process: signal transduction. The record is from RefSeq and is a predicted model, not a curated record. The transcript has 3 exons.
UGUAAGGACCUGCCUUUCCUGAAGACUGUUCGGACUGAAUCCCAGAAUUGCACGGGAUAACAACCAGCAACACACAUUUCAGCCAGACGCCAUUUUUAUCAGACUGUAUUUGGGCAGCAGAGAACUUUUUUCCUUGCUGGCUUUUGCAGAAAUUAGUGAGUAAACAUAUAGUUGCUGUGCAGGAUGUUUCUGAAACUCUUAGCAAUGCUCUUCUUGUCUUUGGGUGCAGCUCAAAUAUCUACUCAGGAUGUAUUUAUGAUGGAAUACUUUCAGAGGAGAAUCCUGGAGAUGGAGGAACGUCUUAUAAGAUGUGAUCAAGACGUCCAAAGUGUCAAGCAGAAGAUGUACGACAUGUCCACAGAAAUGCGUGGUCAGGAUCGCAGUGUGAAUGUGCUAAAGUCAGAGAUUCAAGGCUACGUGGACACCCUGGCUACAAGGGUGGACCGAGUGGAAAGAGAUGUUGAGUACCUGUACAAUAAACUUCCUGACACAUCGAAUGUAGAGAUCUUGGACUCUCUGCUGGAUCAACAAGUGAAAGAAGCCCAAAGCAAAAGGAAAGCUGUAAUCAUACAGGGAAAAGCAUGUAGCACCAGAUUCUCUGGCAUCAAAUCACAGAAAAUCCUCAAGAAGGCAGGAGAUGUAGUUGGCUCAUGGCUAAAAGACCCAACCACAGGCUCUUCAAAGAUCUACUUCUUUAGCGGCUCCAGGAACAACACACUGCUUCAAUUUGGUUCACUGAAGAUCUUCACAGACUCCACUUCAACCAGCAAGCUCAAGGUCAUCCAUCUUCCUCGGCCUUGGCAGGGAACAGGCCAUGCUGUCUAUGAUGGUUUUGUCUACUAUCACAAUGCUGACACUCGAAACGAAGUGCUGAAGGUUAGCCUGGUCAACCGCACUGUGGCUGACCGCAUGCUUCUGCCUGCCGCUGGGCGUAUACCCACCUAUGAGCUCUCCCCACAUACUUUCCUGGAUUUCGCAGUGGAUGAGCUGGGAUUAUGGGUCAUCCAUGCAGAUCCAGACUUCGGAGGGAAUCUUGUUAUCACCAAACUGGACUCGCAAAGUUUGUCGGUGGAGCACACAUGGGAUACGACCUGCAAGAGCCACAAUGCAGAAGGUGCCUUCAUAGUCUGUGGCACCAUGUACGUCAUCUACAACACACACUCGGGAGGGCGCUCCAGCAUCCAGUGCGUGUUUGAUAUCCACGACACCAUCUGGACCGAGGAAUUGCCUGUGAUGUACUUCCCAAAGCGCUACUCCAGCCACUCAAGCGUACACUAUCACCCACAAGACAAGCAGAUCUACGCCUGGGAUGAUGGCUACCAAACCAUCUACCAGUUGGAUCUGAAGAAGAAGUUAAAGGCCACCUAAAUUAUAAUGAUACUACUUAACUCUACCUAGUCAAUAUGUCUCAAUGUAAUGAUCACAUGCUCAGAAAAAUUAUAUUGUAGUAAACGUGGGUGGUACCAUUAAGGAGACAUCAUAGAUACCUUUAGUGUGUACCUUUAGUGUGUACCUUUACCUUGGAAAGUGAAUGUUGUGGCCCAUUAAAACUUGUUUAAAGUACAGAAUAUUACAUUAAUGGCCACAAUUGUUGAAAUUAGUUCUAAAGAUGCACUACAUUCACCUUCCACUCCCUUCCUUUCCCCUUUCUCUGAAAUAUACAUAAUAAAGAUACAAUAGAUGCACCCUUGAAAAUUAAAUCCCGAAGACAACCAAUGGUUCAAUUCAGUACCUUGUUUUGUAAGACUACAGGAACUCAUAGAAGGUCUAUAUUUAUGCUUUCUCACACUUUUCCAACACCAAUCCACCAGUCCAAGGCACUAGCAUGUAAUGAGCUAGGAAAGAGUGAAAAAUGUGAAGUUUCUGAUACUCCCUAAAGACUGGAUUUGGAAACAAAGUCUAAGUGAUAAGUCUAUUUUCGUCACGCAUAGCCACAAUUCCAAACCUGAGUUCUGGGCCCACCAGACUGUAUGAUGUACCAUUCCUGCAAAUCUAAAUGUAAAUUAUAAAGGCAAUAUCAGAUGUGUCAAGUGUUCUCUGAAUGGAGGUGAAUUACAAUGGGCUAGAUCAGAGGUGUCUAAUCCUAUCUGCAAAGGGUCAAUGUUUCUCAGGGUUUUCAUUCUAACCAAGCAGGAUUACACUGAAUACAGCUCAUCAGGCAUCUGAACACUAAGACUGAUUGAUUGAAUCAGCGCAAUCUCGUGUGCUCCUGCUUGAUUGGACUGAAGACCUAUAGGUUGGAUUGUAACUCUUGAGUUGUAUCACUGUUGAAGAUCUACCUACAUUUAAGAGUUCUUUGUUUGUCUGGGGAAUGCCUUAAAGGUUCUAAGUAGUGUCCAAUUAGAACAUGUACCAUAGCAUUUAGCACCAUAGCGUGAAGCAUGGCCAAACACUUGGCUAACCCAAGUCGCCAAUCACAUAGAAUGAUGAACUGAAAAACUUUGUAACUCUUUGCCAUAGGGCAGUUUGAACUGAAUAAUAAUCAAAGUCCCACUUCAGCAUCACGGGGGGAGUUCAACAUCACUGAACCAGCAGGAAUGGCUGAAGUGCCCUUGGGCAAGGCACCUAACCCCCAACUGCUCCCCAGGCUGCAAUGGGUAUAUUGUAUGUUGCUCUGGAUAAGAGCAUCUGCUGUAUACCUGUAUAUCAUUAGCUAACGUCAGAUAAUAACAAACAGAAUGUUAUGCCUCCAAAUAAUGAAUAUUGGGCAGCACGGUGGUGUAGUGGUUAGCAAGCACUUUUGCCUCACAGCAAGAAGGUUCUGGGUUUGAGCCCAGUGGCUAACAGGGGCCCAUCUGUGUGGAGUUUGAAUGUUCUCCCCGUGUUUGCGUGAGUUUCCUCUGAGUGCUCCGGUUUCCCCACAGUCCAAAGACAUGCAGAUUAGGUUAAUUGAUGGUUCUAAAUUGACUGUAGGUGUGAAUGUAAGUGUGAAUGGUUGUUUGUCUUUAUGUAUCAGCCCUGCGAUGAUCUGGCAACUUGUCCAGGGUGUACCUCACCUCUCACCCAUAGUCAGCUGGGAUAGGCUUCAGCUUUCCCGCGACCCUGCGCAGGAUAAGUGGUUACAGAUAAUUGAUGGAUAAUGAAUAUUGUUGGUGUAUAAUAGUUUCAUCAAUGAUUGGUCAUCUGUUUCUUUGUUGUGGUCAGUGAAGCAAAUUAUUCCCUUGUGCCACAACAAAGAAACAGAUGACCAAUCAUUGGUGAAACUAUUGUACACUAACAAUAUUCAUUAUUUGAAGGCAUAGCAUUCAGUUUGUUAUUAUCUAAUGAUAUACUGCAGACGAUCUUAUCCAGAGUGACAUACAACAUAACCAGUGCAGCCUGGGGAGCAGUUAAGGGUUAGGUGCCUUGGUCAAGGGCACUUCAGCCAUUCCUGCUGGUCCAGGGAAUCAAACCAGUGACCAUUUGGUCCCAAAGCUGCUUCUCUAACCAUUAGGCCAUGGCUUUUAUUAUAUUAAGUUCAUUAUGUUAACAUAUUUAAUAAAGUGUAGCUUUAUUUUUUUAAGCUGUGACGUUUUUGUAGCUUGGUAGAAAACAAAUUAACAUUGCUUAGUAUUUUGCGCCACCCUAGAUUGCCACCCCAAUAAUUUCAUUGGGUCUAACCUGGCCACGCUAUUAUAAAAGGCCCCUACAUGCCAGCCAAAUCCUGAUACUCUGCUACUAAUGGUCACCUGGCCCCUCCACCUCUCUGCUCUUACCCAGCCCACUCAAGACUACUAUCUGUCCUGGCUCCCUGUUGGUGGAAUGACCUUCCCUUUGAGGUCAGAACUGCCGACUCCCUUUCCACCUUCAAGUGCAAACUGAAGCCUCACCUCUUCAGGCUGCACCUCUCCCCUUCUUCCCUAGUGCCUACUGUGUAAUUGUGUAUCAGUCCUGCCCAACCCAGGCUGUGUAUUGUGUAGCCUGGGGUUAGCUGUUUUGAGUUCUCUAUUUAGUUGUACAGUACUUUGUAUGGUUGGUUUGUUUCCUUGGCUGUUUGAGUAUCGGUAUUCCAGCAGCAUAUAUAUUAGGUAUUGCUGUCACUUGUUCAGUUGGCACUAGAACUUUCUUGUCUAGAAGUUCACCACUUCAUGUACCUGACUCUUGCACUCAUUGAAUUUCGCUCUGGAUAAGAGUGUCUGCUAAAUGCCACGUAAUGUAAAAGAUGUAACUACAUCCCUGAAGUAGAGCUCAUUUUUGGAAGCUAAGCCCUUAAAUGUCUACUGAACACUUAAACAACAUUCAAAGAACCACUUUUUUUUUUCUGAGAGCAUGCCAAUAGAGUUUCAUUAAAGGUUCUAACAGUAUUGUGCAACAUCCACGGUAUGAUAACUGUUGUCUCCCAUUUAUAUUAGCAGGUUUUUCUCUGUAUUUCUUUGAACUUGUUCCUUGUUUUUGCUUCUCAUUUGGAAGACACUUUUAUCCAACGUGUUUAUCCAUAAAACACAGAAUACAAUUUGAUCUGAGCAGAUGAGGCUUAAGAGCCGUGCUCAAUGCCCAGACAAGGACUUUGUGACAGGUUUGAGAUGUAAGCUUAUAAUCCUUCCAGCACUAUUGUAGACCUUUAACUGCUAAGCAAUCACCGCCUCCAUAUACGCCAAGUAGCACCGUAUUUAAGCUUUAUUGCAUGAGCUACUUUGUGAUUAUACUGAACAUCAGCAUGGCUAUGAUUUGACCAUAGGCACAAGGUUGCAGGUGAUCACAGAUGUGCCAAUAUUCAGUAUAACAGCAUGACUGCACGUGCGGCAUUGCUUUUACAGAACAGUUGAUAAACUAGAAGGGCACUUGGUAGAGUGCAUACCUCGGCCAUGCCACAUAUUAUCAACAUCAAAAUCAAAUCACUUGAACCAAGGAUAAUACUAAAGCUGUCCACCAAAUUUCAUCCAAAUCUGUUCACUACUUUUUGAGUUACGUUGAGAACAGGCAAAGAAAUCCUCGAUCCCCAUACAUAUCUGGAUCCUGGAUCUACAUGUGUCCGGAUUUGCAUCAAAAUCUAAUCAAUUAUUCCUUGGCCCAUGGCUCACCUUUCCUACAAAUUUCAUCAAAAUCUGUUCACUACUUUUUCAGUUACAUUGGGAACAAUUAAAAAAACAUCCUCAAUCUGCAUACAUAUCUGGAUCCUGGCUCUACAUACAAGUCUGGAUUUGCAUCAAAAUCAAAUCAAUUAUUCCGUGGCCCAUGGUCCACCUUUCCUUAAAAUGUCAUCAAAAUCUGUUCACUACUUUUUGAGUGAUGCUGUGUUCCCAACAUAACUCAAAAAGAAGUGAACAGAUUUUGAUAACCUCCUCCAAGAAAGCUGAUGGAAGUAAUAAGAAAUUAAUAAUAUUCGAACACAAUAUGGCCACAGUAUGCUCUGUGAAUGAAAAUAAAUCCCAAAGAACCCACACUCACCGAUAGCCCAUCGGCUAGCUGGCUAGCUAGUUCACAAUGAUUUGUACAUUCCCAUUAAAGUUGCAUCCCCCGAAACUGGCUUCCCUUCUUCCUUUUCAUUUUUAUGUGACAAGCUUUCAUAUUUUAAGUCAGAAGUUAUAUUCAUGUAUAGUUUGCACGGCAUGGUGAUGUAGUGGUUAGCGCUGUCGCCUCACAGCAAAAAGAUUCUGGGUUCAAGCCCAGUGGCCCAACGGAGGCCUUUCUGUGUGGAGUUUGCAUGUUCUCCCUGUGUCUGCGUGGGUUUCCUCCGGGUGCUCCGGUUUCCCCCACAGUCCAAAGACAUGCAGGUUAGGUUAAUUGGUGGCUCUAAAUUGACCGUAGGUGUGAGUGUGAAUGGUUGUUUGUCUCUAUGUGUCAGCCCUGCGAUGACCUAGCGACUUGCCAGGGUUUCCCUGCCUCUUGCCCAUAGUCAGCUGUAAUAGGCUCCAGCUUGCCUGCAACCCUGUACAUGAUAAGCGGUUAUGGAUAAUGGAUGGACGGAUGCAUAGUUUGCUAUAUCUAUUAAGGAUUUUGCUAACUGUAUUGUAGUAAUUGUUUCAGUAAGACUGUUGCUAGAAUUUGACUUUUUUCAUGGUGAACACGCACAGGUAAAGUGAUACAAAUGGUCAAACAUCCUAGUGCAGUUAUACUAAAUAUAAGCACCCUUGGAACGCUGCUCAUCCAGUCAAAUUAGUGGACUGGAAAGAAUUGUUGUAUAAAUAGAGUUGAAUGUAUUUGCUACACAUGGAACUAAUACCUAAUGUCUACUGAAGAAACUGAUUUGCUGAAUCAGGUGAAGAAGAUUAGGUCAGAUGAAAGAUCAGAAGAGUAGAUCCACAUGGGUAGAGUUUGUGACCAGUGGACUCAGUAAAUGGCUGAUGAAGUUGCAUUAGGUGUGUUAUGUUACAGGCAUUUAUCAGAUGCUCUUAUCCAGAGUGACAUACAGCAUACCCAGAGCAGCCUGGGGUGCAGUUGGGGUUAGGUGCCUUGCUCAAGGGCAUUUCAGCCAUUCCUGCUGUUCCAGGGAAUCAAACCGGCAACCUUUAGGCCAUGGCUUCUCCAGGUCAACACAAAGAAAAACCAGUUUGUCCCCCAAGACUGGAUAUCAAUACAGGGAGACUAUACUCUAUCUGCAUUUUAACCUAUUUAUAUGCUUCACCCAGCCAUUAUAUAGAUAUUGUACCGCCCUCUCCUGGUUAGUCCUAGACAUUACAAAAAUGGGGGGAUCCAUACAUUAAAGCAACUUUACCUAUGUUAUUGCAGCCAUAUCAUUUGUAUCACUUCAUAUACACAUGAUAGUGUGGUGACAUUGAGACAUUAGAUCAUAUAAUAUGAAUAAACAGCAUUUUGAAAAAUA